This is a messenger RNA of Brachypodium distachyon (stiff brome), 2463 nucleotides long. RefSeq names its product phosphatidylinositol 3,4,5-trisphosphate 3-phosphatase and protein-tyrosine-phosphatase PTEN2A. Gene Ontology annotation, biological process: dephosphorylation. The record is from RefSeq and is a predicted model, not a curated record. The transcript has 13 exons. Gene Ontology annotation, molecular function: phosphatidylinositol-3,4,5-trisphosphate 3-phosphatase activity. Bases 235 to 2199 code for a protein of 654 amino acids. Gene Ontology annotation, cellular component: cytosol. NCBI's taxonomy places the organism in Eukaryota, Viridiplantae, Streptophyta, Magnoliopsida, Poales, Poaceae.
AGGUCGUCUCCUUCCGCUUACUUCCCCGACUCGACCGCGAUCCCCAUCUCCCCGUCCCUAUCCCACUCCGACCUCCGCCGAAGAAGCAGCCGCCCUACUCCCCUCCUUCCGUCGGCCGGCGGCCGCCACCGUCUCCCCAAGCCCGGACGGCAGGCCCGGUCCCAGAUCCGCACCUUGCUGCUGAUGUUGCUUGUGGUUCAACUAUCUGAGAUAAAUAAACUCUGCUAAUCAAUCAUGGAAGAACAACAAGUCAAGCCAUCUCCUCCGCCUCCAGCUAGUCCUAUGGAUAGCCAGGACACAGCGGCACCUGCUGCUGUUGCUACUGUUGAUUCUGUUUCUCAUGCCACUUCAAAUGCUUCAACCACUCAGGUUGCCAGUAUAAGUCAUGUUACCCCUUCAUCCCCUCAAGCUUCAAAUUCUGCCACCACACAAGAUGCUGCAGGGCGCGAGUCACCAUCAUCCAUGUUUUCCACAUCGGGCUUAUCUUCCUGGGCUAAGAACCUGAAAAUCCCCCAGCCUUCUUCUGGCCAAGAAUCACCAACAGGAAAAAAUACAUUUUCCCGCCUCACUAGUGGCCUUGGAUUGCGAUCAUCUCCAAAAGAUCAGCAGCAAGAUGAUAGUGCUGAAGGCAGCAGCACCCCAACAACAGCACAAGCUGGUGUUUUUGGUUCCUUGACAAAAGGCAUUGUGGAUUCUUCUAAGAAUGCUGUUAAGGCAGUGCAAGUCAAGGCUCGCCACAUGGUCUCACAGAAUAAAAGACGAUAUCAGGAAGGAGGAUUUGAUUUAGAUAUGACAUAUAUUACGGAGAACAUAAUCGCCAUGGGUUUUCCUGCUGGUGAUUUGAGUUCAGGGAUUUUUGGAUAUUUUGAGGGCUUCUACCGCAAUCACAUGGAGGAAGUCAUCAGGUUCUUUGAAAUGCAUCACAAGGGGAAAUAUAAGGUGUACAACCUUUGCUCAGAAAGGCUGUAUGAUGCAUCUCUUUUUGAGGGAAAGGUAGCGUGCUUCCCUUUUGAUGACCAUAACUGCCCUCCGAUACAACUUGUCAUAUCAUUUUGCCAAAGUGCAUACUCAUGGUUGAAGGAGGACAUAGAAAAUGUGGUGGUUGUCCAUUGCAAAGCUGGAAAGGCAAGGACAGGAUUGAUGAUAUCCAGUCUUCUGGUAUACCUAAAGUUCUUUCCUACUGCGGAGGAGUCCAUUGAAUACUACAAUCAGAAAAGAUGUGUAGAUGGAAAAGGGCUUAUUCUUCCGAGUCAGAUUAGAUACGUGAAGUACUUUGAGCGCAUCUUAACUUAUUUCAAUGGUGAAAAUCAGCCGCCUCGCAGGUGCAUGCUUAGGGGAUUCCGCCUUCAUAGGUGCCCCUAUUGGAUCAGGCCAUCAAUUACCGUGUCUAAUCACAAUGGUGUGCUCUUUUCUACGAAGAAGCAUCCAAGAACAAAAGAACUAAUGCCUGAAGAUUUUUGGUUUACUGCACCAAAGAAGGGAAUUAUGGUUUUUGCAUUGCCUGGGGAGCCUGGAUUAGCGGAGGUAGCUGGUGAUUUCAAGAUUCAAUUUCAUGAUCGUCAGGGAGAUUUCUACUGCUGGCUAAAUACAACAAUGAUGGAGAACAGAGUGACUUUGAAUACAACUGAUUUUGAUGAUUUUGACAAGAGAAAAUUGCCGUCACCUGGGUUCCAAGUUGAGGUUGUUCUGGUAGAUUAUGAUGGUACACUACCACCAAAGCAAAAACCAGCUGCUGGAUCCGCUGAUAAGAAACCUGAUGCUAAUUCAUCUGCGAGCACUGGUACAAAAGAAAAUAGUGCUGCACCUGCCGAGUCCAACAAAGAAGUUGGAACUGACGAUAAGGAUGAUGUUUUUUCUGACAAUGAGGCAGAAGAUGGAUCAUCCAAGGGCAGGAAGGAGAAGGUCUCCAGCCAUAAUCAAGGUACAGCAAAUGCAGCCAAACCUUCUGUAACAAGUGCUGCAGAAAAGGUGGCGUCGGCUGCUGCUAGCGGAAUUGAGAAAAUGACUAUAUCCAGUGAUCAAGGAACUUCAAGGGCUCCUGAUGCUACCUCUCUUAAAACUGAAGCUAGCAACCAGAGCAGCUCCACCACAGAACAACCACCUGCCAUGGAAUCUUCCAGCAUGAGCGAGUUCAAGGCGAUCGCUGCAGACGCUUCGGUCUUCUCGUUUGGAGACGAAGAUGAUUAUGAAAGCGAAUAACCCUGCCUCUGAAUUUUGCGGGUGUGUUUGGUUUGUCAUGUGUAUAGUUACGUGCUUCAAGGACCAUGAUAGAAUGCCAGUCCGAAGCAACAUGGUAGCAAAGUUGAAACGAACCGAUUUAUUCUUCCAUUUUGUGUUCACUGUAGUCUUUUAUCAAGCUGUGAGAUGUUGUAUGCAGAUGAAGUUAUAACUCGACCAAGUUUGAAUUUCGAUAAUACAGCUCCUAUUUGUUUACAAAUAGAAGUCCUUGUCGAUUGAUUCUCA